This is a messenger RNA of Suillus fuscotomentosus, 1087 nucleotides long. RefSeq lists its product as uncharacterized. The transcript is spliced from 4 exons. The record is from RefSeq and is a predicted model, not a curated record. Gene Ontology annotation, cellular component: cytoplasm. The coding region runs from base 237 to 992 and encodes 251 amino acids. NCBI's taxonomy places the organism in Eukaryota, Fungi, Basidiomycota, Agaricomycetes, Boletales, Suillaceae.
UAUUUAUAUCGAGCUUGAUACAGCUCCGUCUGAUGGAUCCACCAGUUAACCCAUGGCUUAGCGAUGCUUCAAUCUGCGUCCUAACGACACUAUGCACUUGAAGCGAUCCACGUAUGCACUUGGUGGAGCAAAUUCCUGCUUUCGGUCUUCCGUAUCGUCCACGUUCACGUGAUACCUAUCAGCUUUUGAACUUGGACGGUCGUGACUUCAUGAACACCUGAAGUUCCAAAGCACGCAUGCCCUCACCCCCGAUCCAAGUCUUCCUCACGACAAUCGCGUCGCAGGUCGUCAUAAGGAAGCGCCAAGAAUAUAUUCUUCGCAUCCUCCAAACCAAGAAGAUCCCAUACACCUCCUAUGAUCUCGCCUCCGACGAUGAUGCCAAACGUUUGUGGAGGCGUAAGGCCCCGCCUGAUAAGCAACAGCUUCCAGGUAUACUUGUAGGCGGCAAAUUUAGUGGGGUAUGCCCUUAUCCACGCCUCUUGAAUAGUACUCAUCGCAGUUGUGCCGAACAGGACUUUGAUGCUUUCGAAGAAGCUGUCGAAACUGAAGGGCUGGCUACAUUCUUGCGGCUGAAUGAAAGCUGGGACAUCGCCACCGACGAAGAUCGUCCGGCGCCCGAGGUCAAACCCGUUGGUGUGCCUGGGGCUGUCCCCAUCGCGCAAAUGACGCCGGAACAUCAUAAGCCCCGAUUCUUUUCCCGUGACCCAGAUACCCCGUUGAAGCCAGUGAACAAGCAUGAGGACAACUUUGAUGUAAGCACGGAGCUGGAGGGGUACGGGUUGCAGGGCGUAAGAGUCACCGAUGACGAUUUGAGGUUGUUAGUCGAAGAGCUUGGGCUUGAAGGAGACGAUGCAGAGGAUAUGGUAAAGAGUUUGGGUGGUGGUGGGAAUGGAAAGGAUGUUCCCAAGAAGGGUGGCGAGAAAGCAAAGGCGAAGGAAGCGACAAGCACAAACCCUAGGGACGCGAGCGUGACAAAGGAAGACAACAAAUGACCCUUAUGAUCUGAUGUAUUAUAUCUGCUUGAUCUAUAUACCAGCCAUGGAAGUGGAACGAAAAUAUUAGUGUCUGGAAUUGGUCUGGAAGGUGC